Xenopus laevis (African clawed frog) is the source of this 5460-nucleotide messenger RNA. It is a transcript of the gene togaram1.L, whose product is annotated as TOG array regulator of axonemal microtubules 1 L homeolog. The transcript is spliced from 18 exons. Gene Ontology annotation, cellular component: cytoplasmic microtubule; cilium. Gene Ontology annotation, biological process: microtubule cytoskeleton organization. Bases 557 to 4042 code for a protein of 1161 amino acids. NCBI's taxonomy places the organism in Eukaryota, Metazoa, Chordata, Amphibia, Anura, Pipidae. Gene Ontology annotation, molecular function: microtubule binding. The record is from RefSeq and is a predicted model, not a curated record.
UACGUGUAGUCGUGAAGCCACAGUCUCGCGAGAUGAGACUUGUGACGUCGGUAUUAGCUCUCCGGCUGGAACCAAGGAGCUGGAUACUAACAGCAGCGAGUGCUGCAACUGGGGUCCGGGCUGUGUGAAGAAAAUUGUGACUAUCUGUAAAAGCGGAGCUGUAUAAUGUGUGAUUCUCCUUCUGCCAGAAAAGAAAUGGAUUCUUAAUAAUCAACUCCAAUAUAAGGUAUAAUCUGGAAAAAAAAACUGGCCUGCUCAACUUCCCACAGAUCAUUCUCAGACUGUAGAGAAGAAAGCAUUCAUUCUGGACUACUGGACGAUGUCUUUCGAUUUCUAAAUGUGGCAGGACGCUGAAAUCGAUCCCAUUGUCACUACGUAAUUAACGGAGUCUGAAAUAUUUAGCAAAUUGCACAGCUGUCAACAAAAGAUUAUGUAAAAUGACAGUGAUCAAAGAGGUAGCCGUUUUGGCUGCCUCAACUUUGAAUUAUAUCAUGGAUCUUUGAGUCUUCCAUCAGUUUCAACUAUUUCCAGGCCGGAUUAGAUCUGUUCCAAUGAUAUGGAAGUUCAUAUGUCACGUGUGGCAUCUUUUGCCACUCCUGCGGAUAUAACACCAAUGCAUACUGGGUCUGCACGGAGGAGGUCAUAUACCUUAGACAGUUCUUGUCGGGAUAUCCAUAGCGACAUUGUUGGGAAAAGUGGCAAUUCUCAAACUAGACCAUACUCUCAUAAAGAACCUAGUUCAACGGUCAAAUCCGCACUUCUAAAGGAAAGUUCACCAAAGGAAAGCAAUCUUAACUUUGGAGUCAUCCCACAAGAACUUCAUUCACGACUUCUUGACAUGAAGGAUUACAAGUCCAGAACACAUGCAGUAGAGGAGCUUAAGCUCCUUAUUCAAGAUAGUGACUUCAGCGCAAUAUCACAUUCUAAUGUAGUUUCACUCAUCAACUUUUUAUGUACUUUGCUGGAUGAUAAAAAUUUCACUAUUGUACUUGUCACAUUGGAUGUUCUUAAUUAUUUAGUAUUCAACCUUGGCCAUGGGGUGAAUGACUUUCUCCAACCUGUUAUAGCUUCCACGGUCAAACUUCUCGGAGACAGCAAAAUAGCUGUAAAGCAAGAAUACAUGAAAGUGUACAUGAGACUCAUGAAAGUAGUUGGACCUCAGAAAAUAUUAAAAAUAUUACUAGAUCAUUUAAAACACAAAAAUUCCAGGGUAAGAGAAGAAGUGGUUAAUAUUUGUAUUAUUUCACUCUUGACCUACCCAAGUGAAGAUUUCAAUUUAGCAUAUCUGGCUUGUGAAAUUGCUCCAUGUUUAAUAGAUAGCAAGAGAAAAGUUCGCCAUGCUGCCUUGGAAGCUUUUGCAGUCCUGGCUGCCACAAUGGGCCCUGGAAAAUGUAAUCUUUUUAAGGCUGUAGAUGAAGUAGAGUUGCAAGAAAAUGGUGAGGGGCUCAUGAAUGCUGUCCAGGCCCGAUUGGCACGAAAAUCUCUACCCAGAAUUACUUCACAAGGUUUAGUAGAGUAUGCACUUCCUUUUCCUUCUUCAGCUCGUCACAGAGCCACUCCUCAUCUGCCUGGAGCUGAUACAGAUUGGUUAUUGACAGGUACUCAUAUUCACAGUGGACAAUAUACAUCUGGUGAUUCCAGUGGGAGAAGCGCGGUACCUCAUAUUGAUCCUGUUCUUCGUAGAAUGUUAAGUGCAGGGAAAGGAAAAAACAAGUUCCCUUGGGAAAAUCAGCACCCUGGGGGCUCGGAUAUAUUUUCAGGAAAUCAGCCUUCCGUUGUUAUGGAACCAGAUCAGCCCUCCUCACAAUUUGAUACUCGUCAUACACCGAUAGUGAAAACCCCUACAGCUAAAACCAGAAAUUCCUCAAGCAAAACGCUUUCAAGUUCCAACAUAAACAAGGAGUAUCCAAGUGCAGUCCCAGCAAACAUUAGUUCUACUGUUCCAGUAAAAGCUACCUUGGUGAGAGUGCCAUCUGCUCGGAAAGAUCUAAACAGAUCAAGACCAGUACCGCCAAUAACUAAAGGAGCAACAUCAUUACCCGAUAUAAGUAAUGUCAUUUCCAGCAAAGCAAAGAAUGGUUCUCAGGAAACUGAGAAUAUUAACGAAGAUGAAAGCAUUGGAAUUGAUCUCUUGGAUUUACAUACAAAAGAUGAUGAUGACCGUGACGAGAUGCUUAGUUCGCUCCGUCAUCUGCGGAACAGUGCUGCUAAGAAGCGAGCCAAGAUAAGUGGAAGUCUGUCUGACCUUGAUAGCCCAGACUCGAUGAAAAUGGAUCUAAACAUGGAUUCUCCAACUCUGACAUCAUCUCCUAUCAGUGGGACUUACAGUGAGAGUGGAGUUUAUAGCCAAGAAUCAUGGAACUCACCAGUGUCUCCAACUCCACAGCCAAAAAAGAUAUCUGAUGCUGCUAAAUCAAAAUCACGACCCCCAAGGCUGCCCUCCCCACGCAGUAAGGAUGGCUACAAAAAAGGAGACGGCCUCCACCAAGGAGUCUCUGUGAAUGAGAAGCAAGUGAGAAUAAUUGGACAGCGUCUGAACUACAAAAGUGGUGCUGUGGAUGGCGAAGAAGAUCUUUUAAAAGAUAUCUUGUCUGGCCCCAUGAAAAUUCUCACUAAAGAUGUGCAAAAAACACUAAAACCCAUGAAAGGAAUCAUGGCCUCAACCACCAAUUUUCAGCAAGUUAGUGCCUUUCACUGUGAUUUGACAGAGGAUUCUGUAGCCAUAAUUGGAAAAGGUGUCUUUGAAACACCCCCACCUCCUUACCAAUCACACAGCCAGUCUUCCUUCUCAACCACUGAUGAUCUCCCUCCUGCCAAGCAGGACAUUCAACCUCCAGCAGGCAUAUAUGGGAGAGCAGUCCAGCAGAAUAGUCCUGCUGUUGAAAGUGAGGUAAAAGUAACAAUAUCCAAAUCAGCCAGAGAAAAGAUGAGACAGAGGAGAGAAAAUAGCCUGAAAGAACUUGAAUCCAAGGAUCCUGAAAAGAGGGAGCAAAUUCCAAGACAAAGACUUUCUCAGACUGAACCUAAUUGGGUCUUCAUGGAAUCACGGAAACCUGCAUCUAACAGUCUUGAGAGCUUUGAAAUUAGCCCACCAUCCUUGAAAAGAACUUCAAGUCUGAAGAGAACGUCAGCAGCACAAGGAAGCCCAUUCAAGGAGAGAAAGUCUAUUAGCCGUACUUCUGAGGUUAUCAAUCCCUUUGGACUGAGAGAACUACCCAGGCCAGAGAAUUCUGUUGCUGAAGCAUUUAGACUCUUGGCUGAUGAUGAUUGGGAAAAGAAGAUUGAGGGGCUGGGUUUGGUUCGAUCCCUGACUGUAUUUCACUCUGAUCUUUUGACUGAAAGGCUUCAUGACCUAAAAAUUGCAGUUAUUCAAGAGGUAAAGAACCUGCGCUCCGGUGUAUCCAGAGUAGCUAUUGUUUGUUUAGGAGACAUGUUUUCCAGCCUAAAGAAGAACAUGGAUCAUGAAUUGGACAACAGUGUCCGGGUACUUUUGCACAAAUCUGGAGACUCCAACGUCUUUAUCCGAGAAGAUGUAGACAAAACGCUUCAUGCCAUGGUGCAGAAUGUGACACCAGCACGUGCUCUUGCUUCCCUUAUAAAUGGAGGAUUGAGCCACUUGAACAAUGCUGUUAGAAAAUGUGCAGCACAACAUAUGUCCGACUUGGUGGAAAAAAUGGGCCCAGGGCGCAUCUUAUCUGGGGUCAGGGACAUCACAGAUCGGGCUCUUGCAGCCAUUGCCAAAUUUGCACAGGAUGGUUCACAGGAAACCAGAUACUUUGGAAGAAAGAUGCUUCAUUUCUUGAUGUCACAUCCAGAUUUUGACAGAAUGUUGGAAAAGUAUAUUCCAGACCGAGACUUAUCUUACAUGAAGGAUUUGAUGAAAAAUAUACAGCAAAAGGGAGUAGGAGAGAUCCAAGAUACCACUUCAGCCCGAGGAAGGCGUUCUUAUCAUGGAAGCGUGAGCAGCCUUAGAGCCUCAUCCAUGUCACAGAAUGUAAAUAUUUCUCCUGAGAGUGGUACCCGUAAAGAUGCAAAGCCAUGAUGAAUAUGGACUCUGCAGACGCUAGCUAAUAUAAAGGAGAUGAAGGGAAUUGGCUUAAUACCGAUCAGAUCUUUCACCAUUAAAUGACAACUCCUGCUUAUACUUUCUCAGUUGUUAUCAAAACCAGACAAGUAUUAUAUUUAAUUAAUUGCAGAUUAUAUGGACAUUGACAUUAGGCUCAACUGUGGUGUAUAUACCAUGGCUGAUUGAUAAUUGCUCACAGCAUUCCCAUUGUUCUCUGUGGGAAUCAACUCAUGGUAAUCAAAAAGCGACACAUACCAUAUAGCACUUUAAUUUUUUAAGAAAGUUCAUAGGCGUAUGGGAGCUGGGUAAACUGUACAUUGCUAGUGAAUAACUUUAUUAUUUGAUUUGGCCAUAGAACAUGGUAAUUCUAGGGAAAAAUGCUUUUAAAGAGAAACACAUCUUAAAACUAACCUCUUGUAGGCUGCUUUGUGUUUUUGCCUUUCUAUUUUUCCUCUCUCCAAUCUUUUAUUUAAUAUACUGUUCCAGAGUGAAAAAUUCCAAAAACCCAGACAGUAGGUAUAUUAAGAAGCUGCAUUUUCAUUUUGUAUUUCUUUUUAUGUAGCCAUUCACCUUCUUAACUGCUGUUUAAACCAUUACCUGGUUACUUGGCUCAGUAGGGCCUUAGCAAGUAGAAUCCUAUUACAUUUCUAAACUUCAGAGCUUUCGAGCAAAAAAUUAAAUAGUUCAAAUAAUAAAAUAGUUCAUAUACAUAAAUUACACCAAUAGCAUUAUUCUACUAUUGUACAAUAGUACAAUAAUAAAAAAUAGUACAACUUACUAAAACUUGAGGUUGGUGUACAUCCUCAUUUGAGACUUAGGCUUCUUGCAAGUGUUUCCUAAUUAAGCACAGUACAGUUAUGCAAAAACAACCAAUUUGCAAUGUAAACAUGUUGCAUAUCUUUCAUAUACAGAUAGAACAAAAAAAGUGACUAUUUUCUUUAUAAUUCCACUGUCUCAGUAUAUUAAAAUGUUUGUAUAAAUUUGGGGAAAAGUAUGGAAAUAAUAGAAAAAGGCCUUACUAUUUUUAAAUAAUUAGAAAGGUACAUACUGACACCAGCAAUUUCUUACAGGAGAAUUACAGGUAGGAGCAAGCAUUUAGGGUAAAUCUGAGGGUGAUCUAAUAAAUCCGAGAAACCCUUACAUUCCCAUUUCCCCAGAGCACCUCCCAUUGAAUUUAAUUGGAAACGCAUGUAUAGCAUAUGACUAGUGGGUUCAAUUGUGGGAGACAAAUGUGUGUGUUUCUUCACUGGUGUAAUAAUUGGCCAUGGUGUAUUUAAAGGAGAACUAAACCCUAAAAUUAAUAUGGCUAAAAAUGCCAUAUUUUAUAUACUGAACUUAUUGCACCAGCCUCAAAUUCAGUUUCUCAAUAGCAGCAAUGAUCCAGGAUUUGUCAC